AUGUCUGUCCGUGUCGUCGCCAGGAUACGUCCGCUGCUGAAGAAAGAGCUGGACAAGGAUGUCAUUGUACGCGCCGCCAGCACCGACGAAGGCAAGCCCUUCACCAUCGUCAAGAUCCCCAACCCAAAAAACGAAACCGAAGAGUUCUCUCUACCCUCACAUCAAGGCCCUCUUCCAAGGCCUCGACCCGCCACCAAGCUCAACGCCCACAGCUCCCGCAGUCACGCCAUCCUUCGCGUCAAAGUCACACAAACAACAGGCGACAUGGUGUUGGAAAGCACGGCGUCGGCCAUCGACUUGGCGGGCUCCGAAGACAACAGAAGGACCGACAACAACAGGGACCGCAUGAUCGAGUCGGCCGCCAUCAACAAGUCCUUGUUCGUUCUGUCGCAAUGUAUUGACGCCAUCUCGCGCGGCGACAAGCGCAUUCCCUACCGCGAAUCCAAAAUGACGCGCAUUCUCAGUCUGGGCCAGAACAACGGCAUCACCAUCAUGAUUCUCAAUUUGGCCCCGAUGCGCUCCUACCACCUCGACACCUUGAGCAGUCUGAACGUCUCGUCCCGCGCCAAGCGCAUCGAAGUUCGCGAGAUUGAAAACGAAGUCGUCUACAAGCAGCCGCACCGCUCGCACAGCUCGACCUCGUUCAGCGGUCUAACCAAUGGCGUUCUGGCCCCUCGCCAGCCAUUGCGGCCGAUCGGCCUAGGCACUCAGAACUCGUACACGGGCAGUGCGCCCGCUCUAGCCCGCUCCAGCAUCGACCGCGCCGCCGCCUCGGGAGCAGUCAUUGAAAAGAUCGAAAAGCCCUCCAAGCUCUUCAACGUGUACGCCGACCGCGCUUCAGCACACAAAGCCACGGCGUCCAUGGGCGGCGGCAGCUCUUCACGACUCGCCGGCCCACCACAAGCCAACACGUCGCAGAUCCGCCAGCCUCUUUCUUUGUCGGGAGGACUAGCCUCGCGGCGCUCCAUGACCGACACCACUCCCGCUUCUUCCUCAAGCACCGAAACAUCAGCCCUUCGCUCAGGACUCAUCGGCACGGGAGCAUCGAAACUGGCGCGGCCUACUGGGCUUCCGCUACCCGGCUCGGUUUCCGCUGGUGUCUCCCGCCAGAACAGUAGCUCCUCGGGCUCCAUCCAGCCCCCACAGCAAACAAGCAAAUCAGUAGACAACACGCCCAUCCUUACCCUCUCAGCAGCCCAGAUCGAAGCCAUGGUCGAGAAAAAGGUCGCCGAGAUCUUGGCUGCCCGCGCAGCAGCCGCCGCUGCCCUCGCCCCGCAGACACCUACCCCUUCUACGCCCAGAUCGGAUAACCACCACCCCCCGGGGAGCGAGCAGCAGCGGCCCAAGUCGUCGGAGCCGCGGAUUAGCGAGGAGGUGCAGAGAAGAUUGGAGGCGCUGGAGAGGAGGAUCGAAGAGCAGAGCAUGAGUACUUCACGAUCUAGUUCGCGACGGGGACGCGGCGGAAGGGACGAGAAAAGUGCGGGGUUGCAGUUAUUGCUAGAGGCCAGAAAGGCAAAAGAGGCGGGCCAAUUGGAAGAGGCGUUGGGGAUGUACGAAGAUGCGCUGGGAUUCUUCCCUGGGCAAAGGAAGUUGGUGGGCAAGAUUGAGAAACUCAAGUUGAAGUUGGGCAAGAUUAGUAGGGAGGACUACGAAGUUGGUGCGCAACUGAGGGAUGAAGAGGCUGGUUCACGACAAGGCAACCGAGUUGGAAGUGCGAUACAGCAAAGCAGGAGCGCGAGCGUCACCAGCGGACGACGAACAGCCAUGACGGGGAUUUCUUCGACUGACGCGGAAGUGGACGAGGAGGAUCUUGACGACGACAUGGAAGCCGACGUGGAAGAGACGCCCGAAGAAGCAGAAGCGAGGAGGAGGAGACUGUUGAAGUCGCGAGGCCGCAGUGCUACACUAGGCGUGGGCAUUUCUAGCAGGUCAAGACAGCAGUUGUACAGCAACACGACGACCGACACGGGCUCCGAUUACGAUGACCGCUCUGCUUCUAAUUCGGAUCCGGAACAACAGUCUUCGCAAGAACCGAGCCCGAGAACGAAGCAGUUGCUGGAUAUUGUCAAUUCGCGCGAUACCGAGCUGAUCAAGUCCCUUAGUGGAUUCGGACAGAAGCGCGCGCAGGAUCUGGUGGAUCAUUUGGAUGAUACGCAGGGACCGAGCGGGAAAGUGAGGAGCUUGGGCGAGUUGACGACGGUUCCGGGCGUGGGCGUCAGGACGGUGGAGAGGGCGUAUGAAGGGUUGGCGGUUGCGGCUGAGUUGAGCAGCAAGUUGGCGCUGAAGACGUAUUAUGAUGAGACGGAGACUUUUUAG
This is a messenger RNA of Neurospora hispaniola, 2316 nucleotides long. RefSeq lists its product as uncharacterized. The record is from RefSeq and is a predicted model, not a curated record. NCBI's taxonomy places the organism in Eukaryota, Fungi, Ascomycota, Sordariomycetes, Sordariales, Sordariaceae. The coding region runs from base 1 to 2316 and encodes 771 amino acids. Gene Ontology annotation, molecular function: microtubule binding; ATP binding; DNA binding. The transcript is spliced from 3 exons. Gene Ontology annotation, biological process: DNA repair; microtubule-based movement. Gene Ontology annotation, cellular component: microtubule; kinesin complex.